Aspergillus melleus is the source of this 1810-nucleotide messenger RNA. Its product is annotated as fungal specific transcription factor domain-containing protein. The record is from RefSeq and is a predicted model, not a curated record. Gene Ontology annotation, cellular component: nucleus. The transcript has 2 exons. Gene Ontology annotation, molecular function: RNA polymerase II cis-regulatory region sequence-specific DNA binding; zinc ion binding; DNA-binding transcription activator activity, RNA polymerase II-specific. Lineage: Eukaryota; Fungi; Ascomycota; Eurotiomycetes; Eurotiales; Aspergillaceae. Gene Ontology annotation, biological process: regulation of transcription by RNA polymerase II; DNA-templated transcription. Bases 44 to 1810 code for a protein of 588 amino acids.
GGAAGCCAAGCAGUAUAUUGCUCAAUUCAUCAAAGACCCAGUCAUGAUCGGUUUAGCCAAGGAGGUGCAGUUCCUUCAAAGCAAAUCGCGAGUACCGUCAAAUUCUCCCGCGAGUGUCUCGGACUCGGAGUUCUCUCCAGAGCUGAUGCAACUUCGAACACACCUACCUCCCAAAGCAGUAUGUGACCAGCUAUUCGAACUAUAUACGCAGAAUUUCGAAGGGGUGUUCUGUAUCCUUCACAUAACUUCUUUUUCUCGUCAAUACACGCAGUUCUGGGCCGAUCCUGACGGUGAGAACGACCGGUCAAGUGCUUUUCUUCCUCUCCUUACGGCUGUUUUGACAGUAUCAAUCAGGAUUGCCAAACCCAAUACUAAAUUCGGAAACCUACCUGCGUGGGAUUAUCUCAAUAACGCGGCAAUUGAUUUCAUUCGAGCGUGGCAGCGUAAGCUUGGCAGAAAGCAACAAACAGAAAUUGCCACGCUGCAAAUUGAGACGCUGGUUGUAAUGGCUCGUCGACUACGACUAGAGUCCGCAGAAGAGAUAUGGAGGGCGACAGGCAGUCUGGUUCGCUCAGCAAUGGUGAUGGGGCUGCAUUUGGACCUUUCCCGGUACGGAAACCUAUCUGUCUUACAAGCUGAAAUUCGACGUCGGCUGUGGAUUACAAUCGCGGAAAUGGAUCUCCAGGCAUCUAUUGAAUCAGGGAUGCCGGUCAUGACACCAGACCUUGAUUAUGGAGCGCUCUCUCCCGCUAACCUCGACGAUGUUGACGUUGACGAUUCGACGGUCGAGUUGCCACCCAGCAAGCCCUUGCAUGAAGAGACAAGGUCUCUCAUACAGGUCACUCUAGCUAAGUCGCUAAGGCACCGCAUCAAGACCAUGAUCUUUGUAAAGAAUGUUAGUCCGGGGCAGGACAUGAACGCAGCCUUAGAGAACGGGCGAGUAUUAGAAGAUUAUCUACAACGGAUUCCGGACUCACUCAAGCUUGACUGCAAUUCCCAGGAUGAUGAGACCCCAGGACAUUUGUUAAACCGCGUUCUACUGGACAUCCACAUUCGCAGACCUCUGCUUUGCCUCUACCGAUCGGUAGCCAUGCUUGAAGGUCAAAAGGAAGAAGGGUACCAUACACUACGACAAUUGCGUUUGGAAUCAUCAUUAGCGAUCUUAACCUACCAGGACUUUUUUGACCCAAAUGUGGGCGAUCCCGAUAUUUUCAGCUCCAAUGUUUCUUGGGAUAUGUUCCUGGCACUCUGCAAAAAUGACCUUCUUUGGGCUGCGCUGAGUGUGUGUGAGCAUAUGAGAUUAUCUGGACAGACACCACACUCAGUCCAGACCCCAUCCAGCAAUUACAGCGUUGGUUUUUCGGCCGAACAUACCCCGACAUAUAGCAAGGGUAUCAUGAUACGCACUGUCGAAAGCACUCUUGAUGCGUUGAUACGGAGGAUUGCCGACCCUGGGACCAACGUGAAGGACAUUAUCCUUCUUGCAAUUGUUCUCCAAUCAGUGAGAGCUCGGGGCUCUACCCAGGUGAAAGAUUAUCAAAUGCAAGAGGGGGCAAAGAAGGCUUUCGCGGCUUGUAGACAGUAUCUACUUCCCUCCGUCGCAGAUGAAUUUGCAGCAGGAAACGUUGCUGACGUCGCCCAAAUGCUUCAUUCAAAUCAGGCCCUGUUCCCUAACGGUACAACUGGAUUCGAGCCUAAUGUCCCACUGCCUGAUCUUAUAGGACCAUCCUCUAGUUUGCUUGACGAAUUCAACGAUUUCCAAGGAAACAUCUUUUCCUUCGACGACGGAUUGUUUGCGUGGAACCCAUGA